Molecule: messenger RNA, 3377 nt
Organism: Ictalurus punctatus (channel catfish)
Lineage: Eukaryota; Metazoa; Chordata; Actinopteri; Siluriformes; Ictaluridae
Gene: degs1
Product: delta(4)-desaturase, sphingolipid 1
Exons: 3
Coding region: 191-1252 (353 amino acids)
Biological process (GO): ceramide biosynthetic process
Cellular component (GO): membrane
Molecular function (GO): sphingolipid delta-4 desaturase activity
Source: RefSeq, a predicted model, not a curated record
UAAAAGCAGAACCGCCCACAGGACGCAGCUCGACUCGGCCAUUUCAGCCGGGGCACUAGGUGUUACUGGUCUUUAUGAAGAAGGGGGGAAAAAAGUGGUAACUUCGGAAUCGCCUACACAGGGACGUCUAAUCUCCGGGAACAGCACCUAAAGCUCAUAAAUAACGCUCUUAUAAAGCAGGCCGUGUAAUAUGGGGAACCGGGUGGCGCGUGAGGAUUUCGAAUGGGUUUAUACCGACCAGCCACAUGCCGACCGGAGAAAAGAGAUUCUCGCCAAAUAUCCAGAGAUAAAAUCUCUCAUGGGACCUGACCCGAGGCUAAAAUGGAUUGUCUGCAUGAUGGUAGCCAUCCAGUUCCUGGCUUUUUACCUCAUCAAGGAUUUGGAAUGGAAGUGGGUCCUGUUUUGGACUUAUGCGUUCAGCAGUUGCAUAAACCACUCCAUGACUUUAGCCAUCCAUGAAAUUUCCCACAACACAGCAUUUGGCAACAAUCGUGCGAAAUGGAAUCGCUGGUUCGCCAUCUUUGCUAACCUGCCUAUCGGUCUGCCAUACUCUGCCUCCUUCAAGCGCUACCACCUUGACCACCACCGCUAUUUGGGUGGGGAUGGCGUGGACGUGGACAUCCCAACCGAUUUUGAGGGCUGGUUCUUCUGCACUCGCUUUCGCAAGUUUAUUUGGAUUAUUCUUCAGCCGCUUUUCUAUGCAAUUCGGCCUCUGUGCAUCAAUCCAAAACCCAUCAGUCAGUUGGAGUUAGCUAAUGCGGCUGUCCAAUUUACAUUUAACAUUCUUCUCUAUUGGCUGUUGGGUGCCAAGCCUUUGUUUUACAUGCUGGCUGGCUCGAUGUUGGGAAUGGGCCUCCAUCCUAUCUCUGGACACUUCAUUGCUGAGCAUUACAUGUUCCUCAAGGGCCAUGAGACUUAUUCUUACUAUGGAUCACUGAAUCUGCUCACUUUCAACGUAGGCUAUCACAAUGAGCACCAUGAUUUCCCCAGCAUCCCUGGACGAAGGCUCCCUCUGGCCGCCUUCAUCUUCUUCUUCACCACCAGCACCACUUGUGGAUCAACUAAAACACUUGCGCAUAUUUGCUGUCCCCUUCAGUUCCAGAAGAAUUGCAACCUUGGUACAUACGGUACCCACGCUACUGCAGAAAAACAAGUACCAUCACGUUUUAAGAAUGUUUGUACCGAAGUAUUGGUUCUCUUGACAUCCCUAGUAUUUAUGUAUCUCUUUUUACGGAUGCACAAAAAGUACUGAAUGAAUUCUACAGUCCUAGCAACAUAUUCAUACACUAGAUUAGCAUCAUCUCAAAUGGAGUACAAGCAUUAUUUAUUUAUUUUUAUUCUUUUUUUCUUUUCUUUUUUUUUUUUACAAAAUGGAACUAUAAGCUGCUUCCUAGUCGAUGGCAUGUGACCUCAAAUGCACGUAAUGCAAAGCUGCUAGUUUUAGCCUAAUACCCAGUCAAUGAAAAUGAGUUUCUUCAAUUUACUGUUUGUCAACGUUAACUUUUAUGGCCAACAGUCACCAUCAGACAGAGGCCAAAUCGUUAAGUGACUGCGGGAAAAAAAGUGUGCUACCAUUUUAUAUUGAACACCAUGUUAAAGAUUAUAACCUGUAAACUUGUUUAGCACAGAAGCAUGACAGUGAAGCAUGAACACAUUUGUCAUUUUAUUCUGCAUUUGCAUGUCUGCAUUACAAAAUCUGUUUAUUUUAUUUAUAUAUAUACACACUAUCUCAAAAAGUGUACACCCCUCACAUUUUUGUAAAUAUUUGAUUAUAUCUUUUCAUGCGACAACACUGGAGAAAUGACACUUUGCUACAAUGUAAAGUAGUGAGUGUACAGCUUGUGUAACAGUGUAAAUUUGCGGUCCCCUCAAAAUAACUCAACACACAGCCAUUAAUGUCUAAACCGCUAGCAACAAAAGUGAGUGAAUGACACAGGAAAAAGUAUUGAACAUGCUAAGUUCUCCAAGGCAAGCUAAGACAAGGAACCAGCUGAAAUCCGUAAGUAAUUACACCCCCUAUCUGUGCAAAAUAUCAGCUGGGUUAGUAAAUUGAUGCUCUAUAAAAAGGCUUUUCGUUACCGUGGUGUCACACAAGAAACAUCUCAUGACUGGUAAAAGCAAAGAGCUCUCCCAAGACCUUCGCAACCUUAUUGUUGCAAAACUUAUUGAUGGAAUUGGAUACAGACAUACUUCAAUACUUCUGAAUCCUUCAGUACGCACCAUUGGGGCCAUUAUCCUCAAGUGGAAGCAACAUCACUAAUUUCUGACCAGGGAGUCAAGGACCACUUUGAAAGAGCUCCAGAAACACUUGGAGGCAGCAGGUGACAUCGUUACAGAGAAAACAAUAGGCAAUGCACUCCACCACCAUGACCUCUAUGCAUGACCCAACAAUCCAUUACUAAAGAACAGGCAUAUCGAAGAUUGUUUAAAUUUUGCUACCACUCAUUUGGACAAGCCUAUGGAAUACUGUAAGAGUGUAGUCUUUUCAGAUGAGGGCAAAAUUGAACUUUUUUGGCUGUCAUACUACACGCUAUGUUUGGAGAAGAAAUGGAAAGAGAAAACACUGUGUAAACAGUGAAGUCUGGAGGUGGAAGCAUCAUUCUGUGGGGCUGUUUAUCAUCGCAUGGUACUGGCAGACUUCAUAUAAUUGAAGGAACGACGAAUGGAGCCCUUUACCGGGAGAUUCUUGAGAAAAAUCUGCUGCCAUCCACGAGGAUGAGACGUGGGUGGACCUUCCAAUAGGAUAAUGAUCCAAAGCAUACAGCAAAGGAAACUCUCAAUUGGUUUCAGAGAAAAAAAUCAAGGUGUUAGAAUGGCCCAGUCAAUCAAAUGACUUGAAUCCAAUUGGACAAGAUUUAAAGACAAUAUGUUUAGAGGAAUGGGCCAAAAAUCAUACAUGAAUACUGCGGCCCAUUAAUUUCUUCAUACAGGAAGCAUCAUGAAGCUUUCAUUACAAACAAAGGCUUCUCCACCAAGUAUUAAAUAAAUUUCAGUUAGCAUGUUCAAUAAUUUUUUCCUGUGUCAUUCUGCUUUAUUAUAGAACUUAUAUUUAUGGACUUUAAUGUUGUUAUUUACUUAUAUUUGAGGAUUUCUUGAGUUAAUACUGAUGUCUGGUGAAAAUUUAAUGUGAAUAGCCUCAUUGGAAAAAUAUUUACUGAAAAAAAUGUUGCCGCAUUCAAUACUUAUUUCCCCCACUGUGUGUGUGUGUGUGUGUGUGUGUGUGUGUGUGUGUGUGUGUGUGUGUGUGUGUGUGUGUGUGUGUGUGUGUGUCUUCAGCCCAAAACCUCAUAACAGCUGUUAAUGUGAAGUUUUAAUCUGACAUUUAUAUUUGUGACUCAGUUUGUGUAUUUUAUUUAAAAUAAAUAAAGAAAAUGGUA